Pocillopora damicornis (cauliflower coral) is the source of this 3936-nucleotide messenger RNA. RefSeq lists its product as uncharacterized. Gene Ontology annotation, molecular function: calcium ion binding; heparin binding; extracellular matrix structural constituent. The record is from RefSeq and is a predicted model, not a curated record. NCBI's taxonomy places the organism in Eukaryota, Metazoa, Cnidaria, Anthozoa, Scleractinia, Pocilloporidae.
AUGCUGUGGAUAUUUUGUUAUUUCCUUGUCUGUGUUUCGUUCACCAACCUUGAAACUGCUGAGGAUCAAUGCAGGUCAGAAGUUGAUAUUCGUGGCAUGGCUCUCAAAGGUUUCGUUCUAAAGAGGAUGACAGUAGCAGCUCCUCAUAUCUGUGAUAUCUUAUGUGAAAGGGAAACUAUCUGUCAGAGCUAUAAUUUCAACAGAAAAGAACAGAUCUGUGAAUUAAACCAUCGCACAAAGGACGCGAGACCCGAGAAUUUUCGCUCAGACCCAGCGUGGUUUUAUAUUCGCCGUUUGAACGGAAGAGCUCCCUUGGGUUCGAUUCCGGAGUUACCAGCACGUUCAUGCCACGAGAUAAAAGCAAGCGAAGGGAAAGACACUGUAAGCAACAAAUACUGGCUGGAUCCAUCUGGCACUGGGAAGGCAGUUUUGGUUUACUGUGAUAUGUAUUUAGAAGAUCAUGAUGAAUGCCUUAGUGGAAAAAAUGCCUGUGACGUCAAUGCAUACUGCACCAACACUGCGGGUUCCUAUUACUGUACCUGCAAGGGGGGAUACACUGGCAAUGGACGCUCGUGUUCAAAUAUAAACGAAUGCGCUGACAGCACACCCGAUUGUGAUGUGAACGCUGUGUGUAACAAUAUCUUGGGAUCUUAUAAGUGCAUGUGUGAAGACGGAUUUCAUGGAAAUGGAACUAACUGCACCGAUAUUGACGAAUGUACUGACGGAAUACACAACUGUGAUGUGAACGCUGAGUGUAACAAUACCCUGGGAUCUUACAAAUGCUCGUGUAAAGAUGGAUUUCAUAGAAAUGGAACCAACUGCACAGAUGUAGAUGAAUGUGCUGACAGAAUACACAACUGUAAUGUGAAUGCCGAUUGCAACAAUACCCUGGGAUCUUACAAGUGCUCGUGUAAAGACGGAUUUCAUGGAAAUGGAACUAACUGCACGGAUAUAGAUGAAUGUGCUGACAGAAUACACGACUGUGAUAUGAAUGCUGAGUGUAACAAUAUCCUGGGAUCUUAUAAGUGCACGUGUGAAGACGGAUUUCAUAGAAAUGAAACGAACUGCACAGAUAUCGACGAAUGUACUGACGGAAUACACAACUGUGAUGUGAACGCUGAGUGUAACAAUACCCUGGGAUCUUACAAAUGCUCGUGUAAAGAUGGAUUUCAUGGAAAUGGAACUAACUGCACAGAUAUGGAUGAAUGUGCUGAUAAAACACACGACUGUGAUAUGAAUGCCGAUUGCAACAAUACCCUGGGAUCUUACGAGUGCUCGUGUAAAGAUGGAUAUCAUGGAAAUGGAACUAACUGCUCGGACACAGAUGAGUGUUUCGAUGGAAUACACGAUUGUGAUGUGAAUGCCGAGUGCAACAAUACCCUGGGAUCUUACAAGUGCGCGUGUAAAGAUGGAUUUCAUGGAAAUGGAACCAACUGCAGAGGAUUUACAGCUGUUUUUACAACCCUCAAUGCGAGUGAAGGUGGUAAGGGUCCAGUCUCAAUUGGGAGCCACUACACAGGUCAGGAUCAUGACGGACAAAUUACACUAUUUAGUGGUAUUCAGCAGUGGACUGUGCCACACACUGGUGAAUACAGAAUAGAAGCAAUAGGAGCCCCAGGGGGGUACGGUAAAAACAGCGUUAUUAAAAAUGGAGGAAGAGGAGCGAGAAUGAUUGGAAACUUUAAUUUGACCAAAAAAGAGAACAUUCGUAUACUUGUUGGUCAAAAGGGGAGUCAAGCGAAGUCGUCCAGCAACUCAAAUGCCGGAGGUGGUGGAGGUACAUUUGUAGUAAGAGGAAGCAAUACGCCUUUGAUUAUAGCUGGAGGUGGAGGGGGAGUUAAAAAAAUGUCAGGACAAAAUCCAGGAUGUGAUGCGUCCAUAAGCGCAACAGGGAAUGCAGGGAACAACUCGCCUUUAGGGUCCGGAGGAAGCAACGGAAAUGGAGGAAAAACAAGUGGUCAAUCUCCAGGUGGUGGAGGUGGCGGCUUCUUCAGUAAUGGAAAGACUGUUAGUGGUGGGGGAAAAGGAGGAAAAGGAGGUAAAGGAUAUAUUCAGGGAGGAGAGGGUGGAGCGUAUUGGGGUGGAUUCGGAGGUGGCGGUGGUUUUCGUGGAGCCGACAACGGAGCUGGUGGUGGCGGUGGUUACUCUGGGGGAAAUGGAGGUGGGAAUAAAGCUUUUUCCUGCGGGGGAGGGGGGGGAUCUUUUAACAUUGGGGCAAAUCAGCUAAACGAAUGUUGUUAUAAUAGCGAUGAACAUGGUAGAGUGAUCAUCACAUUUCUUCAACAGAAUAACAAAAUGUUACGAAAGGCCGCUGGAAAGCCUUCACUCUUUACCGUGCUAUUCAUGACUCAAAUGUUCCAGAGCAUUACCAGCCACCAGUGUGGAGCCGGCAUUCACUCCAUUUUUCAAAAGAUGCUCAGGGGCCACACCUAUAUGACGAUUGAGAGCCAAGCCGGUACCGUCGCGCUGGAAUGCAGGGAAGCUUGUCACGCUGAUUUCAGAUGUCAAAGCUAUAACAUCGUUAUACUUAAUUCAAAGUGCGAGUUAAACAACCGGACCAAAGAGGCCAGACCUGAGGACUUUGUCAAAGACAAAGACAGAUACUACAUGGCGAGAAACUCAAAACGAAUCCCUCUCGGCUCUAUUCCUGAGCUGCCUGCCUAUUCGUGCCGAGAGAUUAAGGCGAGUGAAGGAGGACAAUCAGUCAGCGGUACAUACUGGUUGGAUUCCACCAGGUCUGGGAACUCUAUUCUAGCUCACUGUGACAUGAAAACAGAAGUCGCAGAUUACUGCAUUCAACACCGGUGCCAAAACAAUGCCAGGUGCAUAAACCAUCACGUGAACUACACGUGUGCCUGUAACUCAUCCGGGUGGACUGGAAACUUCUGUGAGCAAGAUGUCAACGAAUGCAAGAAAGGUCUACAUGGAUGCCAUGCUGACGCCACGUGUAACAACACUGAGGGUUCUUACAAUUGCUUCUGCAAAGUAGGAUUUGCCGGGGACGGAAGAAACAGCUGCAUAGAGUUUAAAGCUGUCUUUACAAACCUUGGUUCGACUGCAGCUGGUGGCCCAAGCUCAAUUGGCAGUCACUAUACAGGGCAAGAUCAUGACGGACAAGUUACCGUGUCCAGCGGUAUUCAAUUGUGGACUGUGCCAUACACUGGAGAAUAUAGAAUAGAAGCAAUAGGAGGUGCAGGGUGGUACGGUAAGGACAGUGUCGUCCAGAACGGAGGAAGAGGAGCCAAGUUGACCGGAAACUUUAUUUUGACCAAAGAUGAGAUCAUCCGUAUACUUGUUGGACAUAAAGGAAAAAGAGGGCCUAACUCCAAAACAACUACAGGAGGCGGGGGAGGUACAUUUGUGGUGAGAGGAAGCAAUACGCCUUUAAUCAUAGCUGGAGGUGGAGGGGGGAUUAAAAAUAUGUCAGAACAACAUUCAGGAUGUGAUGCAUCCCUAAGCACCACAGGGAAUGCAGGGUACUCCUCGCCAUUGGGGUCAGGGGGAACUGGCGGAAAUGGAGGAGGUAGCGCUGGUAAUAGGCCAGGUGGCGGCGGCGGCGGCUUUUACGGUAAUGGGGGAGGAGGAGGUAAAGGUGGUAAGGGAUUUCUGAACGGUGGAAAGGGUGGAACGUAUAACGGUGGGUUCGGAGGUGGCGGCAGUAAUCCAGCUUACUCUGGGGGAGCUGGCGGCGGUGGAGGUUACUCUGGGGGAGCUGGAGGUACUAAUGAAGAUCCCUCUUGUGGUGGAGGAGGAGGAUCUUUCAACAGUGGAACAAAUCAGGAAAAUGAAUGUUGUCAUAAUACGGCUGGAAAUGGUAGAGUGACUAUCACCUUGAUCGAGUGAUCAAUGCAACAAUUUUUAAACAAAACAUAAUUGUGGUAUUUCACACAAUCUUAUAAUUCUCAAUAUCAUGACAAAUUACGGCUUCUGUUAUAU